AUGUCGAAGGGUGACGUUAACCAGGCCGAGAAGUCCUUCACGGGCAUGCCCGGCUUCGUUGUUGACUUCCUGAUGGGUGGUGUCUCCGCCGCUGUCUCCAAGACCGCUGCUGCCCCUAUCGAGCGUAUCAAGCUCCUCAUCCAGAACCAGGAUGAGAUGCUCAAGGCCGGUCGUCUCGACCGCAAGUACAACGGUAUCGCCGACUGCUUCCGUCGUACUGCUGCCGCCGAGGGUGUUGUUUCGCUGUGGCGUGGUAACACUGCCAACGUCAUCCGUUACUUCCCUACCCAGGCCCUGAACUUCGCCUUCCGUGACACCUACAAGUCGAUGUUCGCCUACAAGAAGGAGCGUGACGGCUACGCCAAGUGGAUGAUGGGUAACCUGGCUUCCGGUGGUGCUGCCGGUGCUACUUCCCUGCUCUUCGUCUACUCGCUGGACUACGCCCGUACCCGUCUGGCCAACGACGCCAAGUCCGCCAAGGGCAGCGGUGAGCGCCAGUUCAACGGUCUUGUCGAUGUCUACCGCAAGACCCUGGCCUCCGACGGUAUUGCCGGUCUCUACCGUGGCUUCGGUCCCUCCGUCCUCGGAAUUGUCGUGUACCGUGGUCUGUACUUCGGUAUGUACGACUCGAUCAAGCCCGUCCUCCUGGUUGGCCCUCUUGAGGGUUCCUUCCUGGCCUCGUUCCUGCUCGGCUGGACCGUCACCACCGGUGCCGGUGUUGCCUCGUACCCUCUGGAUACCGUCCGUCGUCGUAUGAUGAUGACCUCGGGUGAGGCCGUCAAGUACAAGAGCUCCAUGGAUGCUGCCCGCCAGAUCAUCGCCAACGAGGGUGUCAAGUCUCUCUUCAAGGGUGCCGGUGCCAACAUCCUGCGUGGUGUCGCCGGUGCCGGUGUCCUGUCCAUCUACGACCAGGCCCAGCUCCUGCUCUUCGGCAAGAAGUUCAAAUAG
Messenger RNA from Penicillium lagena, 948 nucleotides. Its product is annotated as putative mitochondrial ADP,ATP carrier protein (Ant). The transcript has 4 exons. The coding region runs from base 1 to 948 and encodes 315 amino acids. Gene Ontology annotation, molecular function: ATP:ADP antiporter activity. NCBI's taxonomy places the organism in Eukaryota, Fungi, Ascomycota, Eurotiomycetes, Eurotiales, Aspergillaceae. Gene Ontology annotation, biological process: mitochondrial ATP transmembrane transport; mitochondrial ADP transmembrane transport. The record is from RefSeq and is a predicted model, not a curated record. Gene Ontology annotation, cellular component: mitochondrial inner membrane.